Molecule: messenger RNA, 3579 nt
Organism: Drosophila elegans
Lineage: Eukaryota; Metazoa; Arthropoda; Insecta; Diptera; Drosophilidae
Gene: Hr3
Product: probable nuclear hormone receptor HR3
Exons: 9
Coding region: 311-2734 (807 amino acids)
Biological process (GO): regulation of transcription by RNA polymerase II
Cellular component (GO): nucleus
Molecular function (GO): RNA polymerase II cis-regulatory region sequence-specific DNA binding; zinc ion binding; nuclear receptor activity
Source: RefSeq, a predicted model, not a curated record
AAGCACUUGUUUAGAAACGGCCGCCACAACGGAUAGGCCCAGAGAUCUCCUGCUGAUACAGCAGGCCAAGUCCGCCGGCGGCAGCAAAUCCUCGAGCGGCGGCGGACCCACAUACAUUGGUACCGAUGCGGCCACGGCAGCGGCGGUGGCCAAUUUGCGCAGCAAGGUGCCCUCCAUCUCGAUAAUUCCACUGCCCGUCAACACCACCAUUGUGGCGCGAAGUGGUGGUGCCGGUGGUGGUGCUACUACUACUACUGGUGGUGGUGGCUGUGCCCUGCCCCAGUUGAUCCAGUCGUCGAGGAGUGUGUCCAUGUCCAGCAAAUCCACGGCCACAUCGCCACCCCUGGCCUUCAUCUCGGAGGGAUCGGGAGCGCCUGCCCUGGCCCUAUUGCCACGCCCCCAGCAGCAGCAUCAGUACCAGCAGACCGACAAGUGCACAGUCCUCAAACUGGACGUCCUGAAGGCGCAACAGACCGGCAACAGCAGCAGCAACAGCAGCAGCAACAGCAACAGCAACAGCAACAGCACGCACCUGCAGAUCGAACAGCAGCUGAGCGAACUGGAGGCCGCCGACGAGGAGGAGGAGAACAUGGCCAGCCUGCUGGGCAGUGCUCCGCCCGCCCAGAUCCUGGCCAAUCAGCCGAUCAUCGUGAAGAUCGAGCCCACGCAAUCCUUUCACAUUGUGGACGAGGGCGACACGCGGGUGCUGAGUCUGCCGCUCAGCGAUGCCGACAAACUGGGUGCCAGUUGGAUAGACCUCAAGGACAUAGCCGGCCUGCAGACGGGCGGCGGAGCCACCUUGCUGGACGUUUGCUUUGAGCAGGCCAACGAGGAGGGCACCAUCAUAGCCACCGUCAAGUCGGACAUGGAAAACGAACUCGAGGCUGAGCUGGCGGCGGAGGCGGAGGGCGAGCCGGAUGAUGAGACUGAGCCGGAGCUGGAGCCGGAGCCACCGGCAGCCAAGCGAUUGGCCACCGGCAUGCCAACGUUACAGUCGCGGUCACAACAGCAGCAGCAACAGCAACAUCAGCAACAGCAACAUCAGCAACAGCAGCAGGUGAAAUUCCUGUCGGAUCCUCCAGCUUUGGCCCGUUCCAGCAGCUUCAGCAGUCUCAGCAGCUUCAGCAGCAUCAGCAAUAUCAGCUCAGUGUGCAAGAACAUGACCAGCAACACCAGCCAGGAAGGCAACCUGAAGCGGUCCAAGGAGCGAACGCCACCGCCCAUGCCGCCGUUGACCGCACAUAAGCCAGCAGCAACAUCAACAGCAACAUCAACAGCAACAUCAGCGACACCGGCAACAGCAACUGCAACAGCAACAGCAACGGCCAGCACAUCAACAACAUCGGCCAGGGAAAAUAGUGGUCACCACGGCAGCAGCAGCGGCAAUGGUGCCAUGACAGCUCAAAUUGAGAUAAUUCCAUGCAAAGUCUGCGGCGACAAGUCAUCGGGCGUGCACUACGGCGUGAUCACCUGCGAGGGCUGCAAGGGGUUCUUUCGAAGGUCGCAGAGCUCCGUGGUGAACUACCAGUGUCCGCGCAACAAACAGUGUGUGGUGGACCGCGUUAAUCGCAACCGAUGUCAAUACUGUAGACUGCAAAAGUGCCUAAAACUGGGAAUGAGUCGUGAUGCUGUAAAGUUCGGCAGGAUGUCCAAGAAGCAGCGCGAGAAGGUCGAGGACGAGGUGCGCUUCCACCGGGCCCAGAUGAGGGCCCAAAGUGAUGCGGCCCCCGACAGCUCCGUGUACGAUACCCAGACGCCCUCGAGCAGCGACCAGCUGCAUCACAACAACUACAAUAGCUACAGCGGCGGCUAUUCGAAUAACGAGGUGGGCUACGGCAGUCCCUACGGCUACUCGGCCUCGGUGACGCCCCAGCAGACCAUGCAGUACGACAUCUCGGCGGACUACGUGGACAGCACCACCUACGAGCCGCGCAGUACAAUAAUCGAUCCCGAAUUUAUUAGUCACGCGGAUGGCGAUAUCAACGAUGUGCUGAUCAAGACGCUGGCGGAGGCGCAUGCCAACACAAAUACCAAACUGGAAGCUGUGCACGACAUGUUCCGAAAGCAGCCGGAUGUGUCGCGCAUUCUGUACUACAAGAAUCUGGGCCAAGAGGAACUCUGGCUAGACUGCGCCGAGAAGCUUACACAAAUGAUACAGAACAUAAUCGAAUUUGCUAAGCUAAUACCGGGAUUCAUGCGCCUGAGUCAGGACGAUCAGAUAUUAUUGCUGAAGACGGGCUCAUUUGAGCUGGCGAUUGUUCGCAUGUCCAGACUGCUAGAUCUCUCACAGAACGCGGUACUCUACGGCGAUGUGAUGCUGCCCCAGGAGGCGUUCUACACAUCCGACUCGGAGGAGAUGCGUCUGGUGUCGCGCAUCUUCCAAACGGCCAAGUCGAUAGCCGAACUCAAACUGACUGAAACGGAACUGGCGCUGUAUCAGAGCUUAGUGCUGCUCUGGCCAGAACGCAAUGGAGUGCGUGGAAAUACGGAAAUACAGAGGCUUUUCAAUCUGAGCAUGAAUGCGAUUCGGCAGGAGCUGGAAACGAAUCAUGCGCCGCUCAAGGGCGAUGUCACCGUGCUGGACACACUGCUGAAUAACAUACCCAAUUUCCGCGACAUUUCCAUCUUGCACAUGGAAUCGCUGAGCAAGUUCAAGCUGCAGCACCCGAACGUCGUUUUUCCGGCGCUGUACAAGGAGCUGUUCUCGAUAGAUUCGCAGCAGGACCUGACAUAACAAGAGCAGCAGCCGUUCCUGGAGACGACCGCGGACGAGGUUGCCGAGGAUGCGGCUGCCACCGGAUGUGUCCUGCCGCCGGUGGCGCCCCCUGCCGGGCAGCAGCAGCCGCCGCUGCUCGAGGACUGAGGGCCGCAGGAUGCGGCAACAAUAAUUAUUUGAAUAACCAACCACUGCGCGUGCGGCAGAUACAAGAACUUUAUCAUGAUUUAAGCUAGCAUACAACCAAGGAUGUGAUCCUCGCCAAGGACUCACUUAAAAAGAACUCUAUCUAUAUACAUAUAUAUAUUAUAUAUGAGAGAGCGGAUGACGCAACGGGAAGGGGAAAUAUUUUAAAAAUAUUGUUAACUCAGUUAAGACUUUUGCUUCGUAGAGAACCGAAACGGAAACCGAAACGGAAACCGAAACCGAAUCCGAAACCGAAACCGAUUGCAUUUCGAGCAAGGGGCAUCAAACUCUGAUUUUCGAGGUUAUACUAUAUAUGUAUACGUAUGUAACUUCCCAACUCUCAUAUCCAGACCCGAGCAGAUCAGAUCGACUAAGUACUUAAAACCAAGCGAAAUUCUCUACCCCGCACAUCCAGAACUUCAGUUCGGUUAACCCCUCCUUCCCCUCUAUAAAUCCCGACUCCGAUCCCGCCUAGGUUGUCUUUGCCUUACGUUGUAACUAAAGUAUGUGUAUUAUAUAUACAGCAGAUGUAUGUAUAACUAUAACUAUGUCUUAUCGGUUAUAUGCCUAACAACAAUAUUUCUUUGUAAACAACAACAAAAUCGAAUAUCUCGGAAAAUGUGUUCUUAUAAUUAUAUUGAUUAAUGCAAUUACAAUAUAUUUACAAUUUACCGUUA